UUCUUUUUCGACGCGAAAGAAGGAAUAACGCUGAGCUCUGCGAUUCCCUCCUCGAAACCCUAACCCUAUCUCCUUCUAUACGAUCAUCUACAGAUUCAAUUUGAGAUCUUGUGGUCGAGAGAAUUGAUCGAAAGAAGGCUUCGAUUCGUUGUUUCCGCAGCCUCCAUAAUUUUGUAUCAGAAGUUAUCUGGCAGCCAAGGCUUUAAAUUUUUCGGCAGUCAAGGAUAAGGAAAGGAGAAGAGGAUGUUGAGAGAAGGGGUGGACGAAGAGGCGCCCGCCUUGUUGUCAAACAACCGGUUGAAACUCCUCUGCAGCUCCGGUGGCAAAAUCCUCCCUCGCCCUUCCGAUGGCCAGCUCAAGUAUGUCGGCGGUGAGACACGUGUCGUCUCCGCCCCAAGAUCUGUAACCUUCAAAGAGCUGAAGCAGAAGAUUGUCGGGAUGUUCAGUAACCCUGAGUCCGUAAUCAAGUACCAAGUCUUUCCUGAAGACCUUGAUGCCCUUGUCUCUGUCCGCUCCGAUGAGGAUCUCACGCAUAUGAUUGAGGAGUACGACCGCCAUGAGAGCCUCCGGUUCUCACAUCCUCCUCCUCCGCGAUUCCGCAUCUUCCUCUUCCCUCCCCCAACCUCCACCCCUCCUCCACAUCUCCCACCUACAUCGAUGCCCCUCAAUGCGGCUCCACCAGCACAAAGACAGCCUAAGCAGCUCCCAUACCUAAUCAAGCCUCCAAUACUCUCUAUCUUCUCCUCGUCUUCUGCUUGCUCGUCUCCUCCUGACUCCUCCCCCGUUAAUGGGUUUGGACCCGCAUUAGGACCUGGUCUGAGAUCCAGUGGGCGUGGAAUGCACCGGGUUCAUAGCACUCCCAAUCUCGGUGGAGGAUCGUUGAGUCAGUUGGGGAAUUCCAGUGGUGGUAACGUUGUAUCCCCCAGAGGAGGAGGAUGUUAUCUUCAACAUCUGCAGCAUCAGCAGCAACAACAGCAGCAACAACAGCUUAAUCACCAGCCACAUCAUCAUCACAUGGGGAUGAUGAUGGGAUAUGGUGGCAAUGCCGCUAUGAGUCGGAUGGGCGGGGCCCAUCGGAAUGAGGGUUGCGGAUGUGGGUGUAAUUGCGGGUGCGGAUGUGGUAGCGGGUUUUCGGCUCACCAGAGUCAGAGGAGGUAUUUCUAUGCGCCCCCUGGUGGGUACAUGCAUGGGGAGGAAUCUCCAACACCCAGGAGUUUGCAGAGCGGCGCCAAUGCCAGUGUUGAAGGCUUAAGCUCUUAUCCUUCUGUUCGUCUUGAAGGAUUUUUGGAGGCAUGA
Messenger RNA from Asparagus officinalis (garden asparagus), 1296 nucleotides. RefSeq lists its product as uncharacterized. The record is from RefSeq and is a predicted model, not a curated record. Gene Ontology annotation, molecular function: protein binding. Lineage: Eukaryota; Viridiplantae; Streptophyta; Magnoliopsida; Asparagales; Asparagaceae.